This is a messenger RNA of Hordeum vulgare subsp. vulgare (domesticated barley), 1912 nucleotides long. Its product is annotated as thaumatin-like protein 1. Gene Ontology annotation, biological process: defense response. NCBI's taxonomy places the organism in Eukaryota, Viridiplantae, Streptophyta, Magnoliopsida, Poales, Poaceae. The record is from RefSeq and is a predicted model, not a curated record. The coding region runs from base 583 to 1569 and encodes 328 amino acids. The transcript has 3 exons. Gene Ontology annotation, cellular component: extracellular region.
UGUCGGUUAAGCCAUAGCCAUCCUGGCCCUCCACUAAAUCUCAUCGCACAAUCCGCAACUUUCUGCCAAAAGAUACGGCCAUCACCAAGCACCAAACCUCGAUACAAUCCUGAUCGGCAGCCCAUUCCAUGGUGGAAAUCACAGGCAACAAUUUAGCCACAGGCCUUGGCCUCCCGAUGCAAAUUGCAGAGAAGAAAAGGUUAUCUGAAUCCAAUCAAGCCCCAUUCCAUGCUUUCACUUUACUGAAGAAGGCAUGAUAAAGGUUGGUCAGUGAACGGCCGCUCCCGGGCUAUAAAUACGGCCGUGGAGGGAGUGCUCAGAUUCCCCUUCUUCCCGCUCCUCCACUCUCUCAUCCUAAUCCUGAUAGUUUAUGGGUGGCUGCUCCUCCAUCCUAGGUCGAGACUUCUCUACCUCCCUGUACUGUCUCCCACUGCUGUACUAAACUAGUACUGCGGCCGGAGUUGCUGGACUGCCAGUACUGAUACUGACAGGUUGCGUCUACGCUGUAAUGUGACACUAUAUACCUCUCCUUGCCCUCGCCAUUAGUGACCACCAACACCAACACCAGCCACAGAACAGAACAUGGGAAUCCAAAGAGUUUGCUUCGUCGUUGCGCUGCUUUGUAUGUGCCUGAGAGAGGGAGGAGCUGUGACAUUCACGUUCCUGAACCGGUGCACGGGGACGGUGUGGCCGGGCAUCCUGUCCAACGCCGGGACGGCGAGGAUCGAGCCCACGGGCUUCGCGCUGCCGCCCGGCGCGGCGCGUGCUCUGCCGUUCCCGACCGGCUGGUCAGGCCGGCUGUGGGCGCGCACGGGCUGCGCGCAGGACGCGGCCGGGCGGUUCGCGUGCGCCACGGGCGACUGCGGCACGGGCACGCUGGAGUGCGCGGGACGGGACGGGGCGACGCCCGCGACGCUGGCCGAGUUCACGCUCGACGGCGGGGGCCACAACGACUUCUACGACGUGAGCCUCGUGGACGGCUACAACCUGCCCAUCCUGGUGGAGCCCGCGGGGAGCAGCGCCACCGGCACGACGUGCGCCGCGGCGGGCUGCUCCGCGGACCUGAACCUGCGGUGCCCCGCGGAGCUGCGGUCCGCGGGCGGCGGCGCGUGCCGGAGCGCGUGCGACGCGUUCGGCAAGCCGGAGUACUGCUGCAGCGGCGCGUUCGCCAACCCCAACACCUGCCACCCCACCGCCUACUCGCAGGCCUUCAAGCUGGCGUGCCCGCGCUCAUACAGCUACGCCUUCGACGACCCCACCAGCACCUUCACCUGCGCCGGCGGCCGCGACUACACCAUCACCUUCUGCCCCGUCGCCACCCCAAGCCUGAAAUCGGCGGGUGGGGCGACGGUGGUGCCGACGCCGACGAUGCCGGGCUCGACAGCGUUCGCGCCCCCGGUGAUGCCAAGGCAAGCAGGCGGCCAGGCCGACGGGCAGGGCGUGAUACUGGGGGACAACUCCUGGCUCGCCAACAUGGCCACCGGCGACAUGUCGGCGGCGACGCCGAGCAGGACGGCGAUGAUCCCGGCCGCGCCGCUCGCACUGCUCAUCCUCCGGCUGCUUCUAUAGCAUCAGAUCCAGAUCAUUAGAAGACAAGGACUCGCCAUAUCCAUCCAUCCAUCCAUCCAAACAAACCAAAAAAAUCAAAAACAGAGAAAUUUGGGUCAGAAGCCCAACAGAAGAACACACUGUUUGUUUGCAAGUCGGCACGGUCCACCGGAGCGAAAGCGCUCCCGUGCCGUUGCUGCCGCCGUCGGCUGUGGAGUGCACGGCGAGUGGGGAAUGAUUCGAUUUGACCAAGAUCGCCAUUGUAAAAUCCAUCCAUCCGUCUUUUUCAGUUUUCUCUUUCUAGUUUGCACGGUUGUGGAGUACUUACAAAGGAAAUAUACUACUAGUAGAAAAGAUUCUUACA